Messenger RNA from Penicillium hordei, 3447 nucleotides. RefSeq lists its product as uncharacterized. NCBI's taxonomy places the organism in Eukaryota, Fungi, Ascomycota, Eurotiomycetes, Eurotiales, Aspergillaceae. The record is from RefSeq and is a predicted model, not a curated record. Gene Ontology annotation, cellular component: nucleus. The transcript has 9 exons. Gene Ontology annotation, molecular function: RNA binding; DNA-binding transcription activator activity, RNA polymerase II-specific; zinc ion binding. Bases 1 to 3447 code for a protein of 1148 amino acids. Gene Ontology annotation, biological process: DNA-templated transcription; regulation of transcription by RNA polymerase II.
AUGCCAUUCAAAAUGACACCAACACCUCCUUCUACGAACUCCUCGAGUGCUGGCCACUCUCCAGAUUACAGAGUCGUCCGGAAACGAAACCGGGUACCUUUGUCAUGCGGGCCUUGUCGGCACAGAAAGCUGAAAUGCAAUCGUACAAAUCCUUGCGAAAACUGUGUCAAACGAGGAGAUGCUGCUUCAUGCAACUAUGCACAACCCAACUCGCGCAAGAAGAACUCGACCCAGCAGGUUUCCAAUACACCAGAUGAUAUGCAAAACCGCAUUGAUCGGUUAGAAGGCUUGGUUCUUUCGUUGAUGACAAACGGCUCUCAGUCUGCAGGCCCGGCUGCUGCCAUGGCGGUACUCUCCGGGGAAAGUAGUGCGGGCUCGACUCGAUUCUCCCAUGACAUCGAUGCCGAAGAGGAGGGUAUGGAGGGCGCCGAAGAGAGCGACACGGACCAGGUGACGAAGUCAUUUGGUAUCAUGAAGAUGGACAAUAACAAGUCGUAUUACAUCAGCGAUGCUCAUUGGGCGUCUGUGUUGAAUGAUAUCUCCGAGGUGCGAAGUUUCUUCGCAACGCAUAAGAAGCAAGUCGAUGAGCAAGUUGAGAAAGUUAAAGCGGCCCGCCCAGCUAUUGAUACAACAGGAGCGAAUUUGUUGUUUGGUAUCAAUAAGUCGAUGAGCCGUGGGGAGAUCAUGAGUGGCUUGCCUUCUAAGUAUACAACUGACAUUCUUAUUGCUCGCUAUUUCAAUUGCUAUGAUCCUGCAACACAUGUUCUUCAUGGGCCCACAUUCCAAGCACAGUAUAAUAAACAUUGGGAUGAUCCCGCCGCAACCGAACUCGUCUGGAUCGCCAUGCUCUUCGGAAUGAUGAGAUUGGCAAUGCUAUCUUACCACCGCGAAGGUGAUGAGCCACCUGAAUUCCGGGGCAAGUCUCUGGACAUGGCUGGGGGAUUCCGAAAUUCUGUAGCACAAUGCUUGACAUUGGCUGACUACACAAAAUCUCACCCGUAUCUGAUUGAAGCGUUCGUGUUUCAUUUGCAUGGCGAUUUCUCUCAAACUCGAGAGGCGGACAUUUCCAUUUGGGUCAUGACUGGCGUUGUUACUCGCCUGGCAAUGCGAUCAGGAUACCAUCGUGACUCCAAAAUGUUCCCAAACAUCACACCUUUCCAAGGUGAGAUGCGACGGCGAGUGUGGACCUUUGUGCGCCAGGCCGACCUUCUGUUCUCAUACCAGGUCGGACUGCCGGGGAUGAUCCGAGGCACGGAGACCGAUACUGAACUACCACGGAAUUUAUACGAUGAUGAUUUCGAUGAAGACUGCAAGGAACUCCCGCCCCCUCGUCAGUUGAACGAGCCAACACCAAUCUCGUAUUUGAUUGCCAAGGCCCGCCUGGCAUAUGUAUUCGGCCAUGUGGUUGAUCAAAGCUCUGCUGUCUCGACAGCCCCAUACGAAAAGGUGAUGGAAAUCGACGCGGAACUCCGACAAGCAAGGGACUUAAUCCCUGACCACUUGCGUAUUCGGCCUAUGGAGGAGUGCCAGUUGGAUCCUGUUAAUCUGAUCAUGUCACGGUUUAGCGUAAUGGCUGUAUACAACAAAGCUCAGUGUGUGCUUCAUCGCCCGUAUGUGGUUCGCGCACGAGAAAAUCCUCGUUUCACCUAUUCUCGAAGGACAUGUAUCGACUCAGCAAUGGAGUUAUUGCAAGUCCAGGCUCUCCUGCACGCGGAAACGCGCAAUGGACGUUUACGCAGCCGCCUGAGUCGAGUAAGUUCCCUCAGUUCAGCCGACUUCUUACUCGCAGCCACUAUUGUUACUCUCGACCUGUACCACGGUCUGUCAUUGCAGGUGAGCGGCCGGCCAUCGGGAGACACGUACACGUGGGGCCGAGAGCGGCGCGAUGAAAUGACCGCCGCGAUCCAACACUCAAAAGAAAUUUGGGAUGAGUCACUUGAUGAGAGUAUGGAAGCAUGGAAGGCAUCCAGCAUACUUGGUGUGAUGCUCAGCAAGUUGCGCAUGACAGCCCCAGGCGUGGAAAACAGCGCCGGAGCUGCUUCCUUUGAGCCACAAGAUGAGAAGCAGAACGCGGCCAUGACCCUCGGCCUGCUGAGCAGCGGAAUGAGCCCGAUGAACCCGGGCCCGCCUCCAUUUGCCGAUCCUAUGUUCAAGAUGGGAGAGUCGCCAAUGGGAACAGGAGCAGGUGGCGUGGGCACCUCGGCCGAAAUGCCGGGUGCACUUUCGCCCUUUAGCAGCAUGUUCGGGCAGAUGCCUGACAUGCAGGUUAAUCUGGAUUGGGAUGCUUGGGACACAUACAUCCAAAACCCAACCCUCGACACAUCCAAUCAAUUCUGGCCUAUGAUUGAUGCACAGCGCCAGACAAUUCCACAGUCUGGAGGCAUGUCACAGCCUUCGGUGCCUAGUCCUCUGACCUCGAGUCGGGGGCCAUCAACUGGUAGUGUUCCCCGGGCACCGACAAUGUUCUCAGCAUCCUCCAACAGCCCCGACAGUGGAGGUGUGCCGGUCACAGGAUACGGCAUGCCGCCAAUGCCCCAACAAAACAAUGGUCGGGGCCAAGCCACUUCGCGUUCAUCGAUCACCGGCUCUAGCGCAGUGCUGCGUUCAACAUGUCCCACUCCUACGCGGUUCGCCUACCCAACUCCCAUACAGACAAGGUUAAACUCAACCAACGAAGGCGGCCCACGAAUUCCAGUCAGAUAUGUUGAGUCUGUCAAACCACAGACAACGCCAGAGGAUUACCGUCUGCAAAGACAAGAACGCAGACGUCAGUAUAUGAGCGAAGGCCCUUUACCGAAGACCACCCUGUAUGUCGGCAACCUCUUCUUCGACGUAACCGCAGAGGACCUGCGCAACCAGUUUGAGAAAUUCGGUGCCGUGGAGAAUGCAUUGAUUGUGCACGAUGCCCGCGGGUUGAGCAAAGGUUUCGGCUACGUUACCUUCAGCACCGUCGAGGAAGCCACGGAAGCAAUCACACAACAGCACGGAGGCAUUUUCGAAGGCCGCGAGGUGGUCGUGCAGUUCUCCAACACGACGUACAGAUCCAUGGCCGACAGCAAGCCCAGCAAGACCCUCUACAUUGGCAACGUCCCAUACGAAUUGACAGACCAGGAUCUGCAGGAUUUGUUCGAUGAUAUUCCCGGUGUCACCGAUGUCCGCAUCCCCGUCGAUCGUCGCACGGGUUUGCCCCGUGGAUUCGGACACAUCGACUUUGCCGACCAGAGCAGCGCUUCCCACGCCAAGGAGGUUCUCUCCCGCAAGGCGCCUUACGGCCGCAAGCUGACUGUCACCUUUGCUAGGCGCAAGGUCUUGACCCCUGAGGACCACCAGCGUCACCAGCAGAGGAAGCUUGAGAAGAAGGGCUCCUACAACAAACGUCAAGGUACUCAGGAUGAUGUCGAGCCUGAGCAGGCCGUCGAUCACACCGAGACUGAGCAGAAGCAGUAG